Messenger RNA from Linum tenue, 3237 nucleotides. NCBI's taxonomy places the organism in Eukaryota, Viridiplantae, Streptophyta, Magnoliopsida, Malpighiales, Linaceae. The record is from the annotation of a GenBank genome assembly.
AUGCUUCAUCGAGCUUGGAAACCAUUAUCACGAAUACAACGACGACGAAGAGCCUUCCUUUCCCGUGGCUUCGCCGGCACCGCCGUCGCGGCGGCUCCCCCGGUCUCUCCUACUCUUCUUAGAUACUGCAAAUCGUUAAGGCAAGCAAAUGUCAUCCACCAGCAAUCUCUAAUCCAAGGCUUAAACGCUCACUUCUCAAUUUCCCUUCUUUCCACCUACAUUGCCCUCGAUUCCCCUUCCUUUGCUCUCUCCCUCCUUCGGUCCAUUAACCCAUGUCCCGCUCUCGUCUUCUGGUGGAACGCCCUCAUCCGCCGAGCUCUCCACUUUGGCCAUCUGGAGCAUUCCUUCUCUCUGUUCCGUGACUUGAGAAACCUCGGCUGGUCCCCUGAUCACUACACUUUCCCCUUCGUCCUCAAAGCUUGCGGGGAGCUAGCUUCCUUAUCUCGCGGGGCUUCACUUCACUGUGUUGUUUGCAAAGAUGGGGUUGAGUCGAAUGUAUUUGUCUGUAACGCUGUGGUCUCCAUGUACGGCCGUUGUGGGGAGCUGGCUUCUGCCCGCCAGGUGUUUGAGGAAAUGUGCCACAGUGGGGUAUUUGAUUUGGUGUCGUGGAAUUCGAUUAUAGCAGCUUAUUUGCAGAAUUCGGAUUUUAAGGGUGCCCUUUUUUUGUUUGGUAGGAUGACCAGAAUGAGUGAUGUUGCGAUUCUACCUGAUCCGAUCAGUAUUGUGAAUGUGUUGCCUGCUUGUGCAUCUAUGGGGUUACGGUUGCAUGGGAAGCAGGUGCAUGGUUUUGCUAUCAGGAGUGGAUUGUUUGAUGAUGUUUUUGUUGGUAAUUCGCUGGUUGAUCUUUAUGCAAAAUGUGCUAUGAUGAAUGAAGCGAACAAGGUUUUUGAAAGGAUGCAAGAGAAAGAUGUGGUUUCUUGGAAUGCGAUGGUUACAGGGUAUGCUCAGACUGGUCAAUUUGAGUCUGCUCUUUCUUUGUUUGAGAAGAUGAGGAAAGAUGAUAUCGAGUUGGACGUAGUGUCUUGGAGUGCUGUUAUUGCGGGUUAUGCACAAAAGGAACUUGGCUGUGAAGCCUUGGAUAUAUUUAGACAAAUGAUUCUUUGUGGUGUGAAGCCAAAUGAGGUCACCCUAUUGUCAGUACUUUCAGGGUGUGCUUCAGUAGGAGCAUUGCUCCAGGGGAAAGAGACUCAUGGUUUUGCAAUAAAAUGUAUUCUGCGUAGCAUUCGGAGUGAUCCAGGUUUCGAAGUUUCUGUGAUCAAUUCCCUCGUUGACAUGUAUGCUAAGUGUAAAAGUUUCAACCAAGCUCAUGCGUUGUUUCAGUUGCUUGCACCAGAGGAGAGGGAUGUCGUGACUUGGACCACUUUGAUUGGAGGCUAUGCACAACAUGGAGAUGCCAAUGAUGCAUUGGAAUUGUUUGCCAGAAUGAUCAAAGAGAAUAAGUUUCUGAAGCCUAAUGCAUUCACCAUUUCUUGUGCAUUGAUGGCAUGUGCUCGUUCGAAUGCAUUGAGUUUUGGAAGGCAAAUUCAUACUUACAUAAUCCGUAAUUACUAUGAUCUUUCUGUGUUAUACGUACCUAAUUGCCUGUUAGAUAUGUAUUCAAAAACUGGAGAUAUUGAUGUUGCUAGAGUGGUCUUCAAUAGCAUGAAGCACAAGAAUGCUGUUUCUUUUACAACCCUGAUAACCGGCUAUGGCAUGCAUGGCCGUGGUGAAGAUGCUCUCUUGGUUUUUGAUGAGAUGAAGAAACUAGGCCAUGCUCUGGAUAGUGUAACAUUCCUUGUUGUACUAUACGCUUGCAGUCAUUCAGGAAUGGCUGGUAAGGGAAUGGAGUACUUCAACAGCAUGAGUGAAGAGUUUGGAAUUCUUCCUGGUGAAGAGCACUAUGCUUGUAUGGUUGACCUAUUGGGCCGUGCUGGUCGCUUCGAUCAAGCUAUGAAGCUUAUCAAAGCCAUGCCUAUGGAACCUAGCUCAAUAGUUUGGGUCGCUUUGCUGAGUGGGUGCAGGAAACAUGCUAAUGUGGAACUUGCUGAGUAUGCCACAGAUAAGCUUCUAGAGUUGGAAUCAGAAAAUGAUGGAUCUUAUACCCUUCUCUCAAACAUAUAUGCUAGUGCCAGACGUUGGAAAGAUGUAGCCAAAGUCAGAUCUUUGAUGAGAAGUUCAGGAAUAAGGAAGAGACCAGGUUGUAGUUGGGUGCAAGUCAAAACCGGCAAUGUAACAUUCUUUGCUGGGGAUAGGGCUCAUCCACGGUCGAAGGAGAUAUAUGGAAUCCUUGCAGGGUUGAUUCAGAGGAUUAAAGUUCUUGGAUACGUUCCGGAGACUAGCUUUGCGCUUCAUGAUGUGGAUGAUGAAGAGAAAGGGGACCUUCUUUCUGAGCAUAGUGAGAAGUUAGCCCUUGCCUAUGGAAUCUUAACUUCUAUUCCUGGUGCAGCCAUUAGAAUCACCAAGAACCUGCGUGUUUGUGGGGAUUGCCAUAGUGCCUUUACCUACAUAUCCAAGAUCAUUGAAAAUGAGAUCAUUUUGAGAGACUCCAGCCGUUUCCAUCAUUUCAAGAAUGGACUGUGCUCUUGCAAAGGCUACUGUCUCCAUCGCCGAAUCGCCGCUGUUCUAUUUCCUUAUACCGUGUGUUCCAACUUCCAACUGACCACCCUCGCCUCUCCUUCCGACGCGCUCGGCCUCUUCUCUCCUUCCCUGCCGUCGUUUCUUGCCUUCUCAUCCCGAGGGUUCCGUUUCCUGUCCUUUGGCCGCACCGGCUCUCUCCGGAAGGAGGGCAUUUCGAACAGGCUGAAGCUGAACCAGGUCUACACCUCACCAACUCUGAGCUUCGGAACUCUUGCUUUGAACUUAGAAGAGCGUAGAGCCAGUGAGGACGAUGAGUUCGGAGGCGCCUGCGGCCAAGACCAAACCCCCCCAGAUUGUUACAUUGGACCAUGCCUUCAAAUUGAUAGCCCCAAAAAACCUCUCACACAGACAGUUUUUGUGUUCAGGCUUGGACUUGGAGCUAGGGCUGCUCCACGGUCCAAUCUUCCACCUACAAAUGAUCCAGCGGCGAGAAGAUUGCACAACAAGUUGGAAGCUGCGAAGAAAAGAUCUGCUAAAAUAGCUAGCGAGACUGGAGGUGAGGAAAGCGAUGACAGUGAUGGAGAACCAGAAAGCAGAACUGGUGCAUUUGUGAAGAAGAGAGGUUUGCCCCCUGCUCUACCUUCACAACUAAACACCAAGAAGAAGAAGCAGUGGAAGUAA